AUGAUUUACCUGGCGCACACGGCCCACUGGCAGUUCCUGGGCCUGGUGACCGGGAUCGUGGCCUGGAUCCUCACCAUGGCCGCCGUGGGCCUCAACGAGUGGCGCCUGUGGCAGGUGGACGGCGUGCCGGUCAUCGCCUCGGGGGAGGCCUGGGUGGGCAUCUGGAGGGCGUGUUUCCACAGCCACGCCUUCCCGGCGGCCGAGCAGUGUCGGGCCAUCGGCCUCUCGGACGCCUUCGCCCCCCCCGAGAUCCCGGCGGCCCAGGUGCUGAUGAUGCUGGCGCUGGUUUGCGGCCUGGCGGGGAACGUCAGCGCCGGGGCGGCGGUCAGGAUGGCCUACUUCUCGCUGGAGAACCGCGGCAACGUCAGGUUGGCCUUCGUGCUGGCGGGGGCCCUCUACCUGCUGACCGCCGCCCUGUCCCUGGUCCCGCUGGCGUGGAACAUGAACUCGGUGCUCAACAACAGCACCAUCGACUUCCCCCCCGAGUUCCACUUCCCCGCCGCCCCCGUCAGGCAGAGGGUGGGCUCGGCCAUCGGGGUGGGCAUCUUCGCCUCCCUCCUGAUGCUCAUCAGCGGGAACCUCUUCCUGUGCUACUGGUGUGCAUGGAAGGGCCCCGAGCAAACAAAGGAUCCGCUCCACGGUCCCUGGACAGUAACAACACUGCCACAGAAUUGGGAUUUGGCCAGAGGUGAAAGCCAGGGCAGGGAUAAUCCCACAUUCCACAGUCAAGAAAUCUCCUGA
Molecule: messenger RNA, 741 nt
Organism: Menidia menidia (Atlantic silverside)
Lineage: Eukaryota; Metazoa; Chordata; Actinopteri; Atheriniformes; Atherinopsidae
Source: the annotation of a GenBank genome assembly